AUGCCGCCCAAGAAGGAGAAGAAGCCCAAGAAGGAGAAGAAGCCCAAGGCUGAGGGCGACAAGAAGAAGAAGAAGAAGAGGAGGAGCGAGAGCUACUCCAUCUACAUCUACAAGGUGUUGAAGCAGGUUCACCCUGACACCGGUAUCUCCACCAAGGCCAUGUCGAUCAUGAACUCGUUCAUCUCGGACAUCUUCGACAAGAUCUCGAACGAGGCCGGCAAGCUUGUGAGGUACAACAAGAAGGGAACGUUGUCUGCUCGCGAGAUCCAGACUGCUGUGCGUCUCAUCCUUCCUGGAGAGCUCGCCAAGCACGCUGUGUCCGAGGGAACCAAGGCUGUGACCAAGUACACUUCGUCCUCGUAA
Messenger RNA from Guillardia theta CCMP2712, 363 nucleotides. RefSeq lists its product as hypothetical. Gene Ontology annotation, biological process: nucleosome assembly. The coding region runs from base 1 to 363 and encodes 120 amino acids. The record is from RefSeq and is a predicted model, not a curated record. The transcript has a single exon. Lineage: Eukaryota; Cryptophyceae; Pyrenomonadales; Geminigeraceae. Gene Ontology annotation, cellular component: nucleosome. Gene Ontology annotation, molecular function: protein heterodimerization activity; structural constituent of chromatin; DNA binding.